GUAUAGCGGUCAGCUGAUAUUACCGGGAGUAACCGGGAGGGAGUCCGCGCGCCGCUGUCUACGUGACAUCACCGCGUCCGUUCUGACCGAAUCGAGAAGCGUUAUUUUGUUCGUGGUUGCAGCUUCAGCGGUUUACGGCCGACUUCAGCGACGAAAUAAUAAAACAACAAAACACUGAAAUACAACAGAGGAAGUACUAACAGAGCAAUUCGGUGCAAAGAAACUCAUUUUUUCCUUUCAAAGGUCGUCCCCUCAUCAGCAGAGUGCAGAUGAAUUACGAGCAGCCUCCCCCUUACAUGGGGCCGGGCCCCACCGCUCCAGGAUACCCCCCUCCCGCUGCUCCCGGGUACCCUCCUCAAGGAUAUCCUCCUCAGGGAUAUCCUGCACAGCCGUACCAAGGAUAUCCAGUCAAUACUGACCAGCCCAACCCUGGUUACCCAAACUACCCUCCUGGACCCCCUGGGUCAUACCCGGUCCAGCCAGGAUACCAGGGGUACCCACAACCACAGUAUGGUGGCCCAGUGUACGGGGAACCUCCUAAAAACUCUGUGUAUGUUGUGGAGCAGGGCAGGCGGGAUGAUUCUGGGGCGCAGACAUGUCUAACUGCAUGUUGGACGGCUCUAUGUUGCUGCUGUCUCUGGGACAUGUUGACCUAGAAUAAUAAGGAAACCACUAUGAGUCUCUCUUUUAUUUGUAAAGCUCUUUCACUCCACGUUUCGAUCCUUAUUUAUGUGUGACUACUGAAAAAGUAAUUAAGAAACAAAUAGAGUAAUGUUUUGGUUGUAGAUUCCAUUUCCAGUAGUCCAGCUUGGAGCACCACUUUUUAUUCCUUCAAUGAUGCACGAUACGCACUGAGAGACUGAUUACUUGCGUCGAUCUUAUUUGUGGAGGCUUAUUAAACUGAAUGUUUUUAUUAUUUGUCUUUUGAAAAUAAUAUGGAUGUCAUCUUCAUUAAUGAAUGCAAACAUUUAAAUUUAGCUUGUUUAUAGACCAGAUUUGAUAAUCAAAUAUGGCCUUGAAUGUUUGAGCUGACUUAAUAUGAGUCAAUCACAGAAAAAGUUUGUUUCUGUUAAAUAAAAUAAUGGAAAUAAGGCUUUUGUUUACUCAAAAUGUGCUUUGUGUUGUUUCUGCACUACUAACAUACACCAAAUGGAUGUCCAAAAAUAAUAAUGAUUUUCAAACAAAUUUUCUGGUUGUGUUGUGUUGAGUCAGUGUGGCCUGUUCAAGAUGGUCUGGGUGCUCAAACAAAACUAAUGUUAUGAAAACACUAUAGAGCCACAGUGUUUACACUUUUUUUUUUUUUUUUUAGGAAACCAACUUAUAGUUUCAGCAUAUUAAACUGAUAGGAGGCCAUAUUUAAAUAUUGAAAAGUGUUUUCUUUUUUACAAACGGAAACUAAAUGUAACAUUUAACAAAAAACAUUUAUCUCCUUUGCCCCUGUGAAGCAAAAAUACUACUCUGAACAUUUAAUUGCACAUAAUUUUAAACACAAUAUGAGGGAACAGACCUGAACCUUUGCCACAAAGUAUAAAACAUUCAACUUAUUAUUGGCUAAUUUAUUAUCUGCUUUUUUUCUGUCUGCAUUUUCAGCUAGAAAGUUAAUGUGAAACUGUAACUAAAUGAGAUAGGAUAGGUGGUUGUAUUUAUGUUCAUAAAUAAAGAACCUGUAUAUAUGUUGACCUCA
Sinocyclocheilus grahami is the source of this 1684-nucleotide messenger RNA. Its product is annotated as cysteine-rich and transmembrane domain-containing protein 1-like. Lineage: Eukaryota; Metazoa; Chordata; Actinopteri; Cypriniformes; Cyprinidae. The transcript is spliced from 3 exons. Bases 270 to 656 code for a protein of 128 amino acids. Gene Ontology annotation, cellular component: extracellular exosome. The record is from RefSeq and is a predicted model, not a curated record.